CUGCAGAUGAGAGAGUCUGGAGCAGAGACAAUUUUAACUUAGCCAUUCCUAAUUUAUCUCAAGCAUUUUCAAUUCAUCUUCACUGCUCUAUGCACACAGGAACACCAGAUUGCCAUCCCUGGGGAACAGAAUGCAACCAGGGAUCUGGAGAGCUGUCACAUUCCAAGAAAUAUUUAAAUUGUGCUGAUUUUCUUCUGGAGAACUGAGCCCAGGGAAUGAAACUCUCCAUCAAGUCAUAGCUUUGCGGGCAAUAGAUCAGAGGAUAUUGCCAGUUUUCUAAUGGAUUAUUGUUAUCGGGCAGGUUUUCUCUGAAGAUUCACCCAGAAAGCAUAACCCUGAUUUUGCCUGAGAAGGACUACUAACAGAACCUGAAACUGUAUCAACAUUUUCUGUACAGGACAGAUUAUGACAGCUUCUUUCUUAAGAAUGUUUAAAUUUAAUCAAAUGAAGCACAUUUUUGAAAUACUUGAUAAAAUGAGAUGCCUGCGAAAACGUUCCACAGUAUCAUUCUUGGGAGUUCUUGUCAUUUUCCUUCUCUUUAUGAACUUGUACAUUGAAGACAGCUAUGUUCUGGAAGGAGACAAACAACUUAUAAGGGAAACAUCCACACACCAGCUGAAUUCAGAACGUUAUGUCCAUACUUUCAAAGAUUUAUCUAAUUUCUCAGGAGCCAUCAAUGUCACCUAUCGCUACUUAGCUGCCACGCCUUUACAAAGAAAGCGGUUUCUUACAAUUGGACUUUCAUCAGUGAAACGAAAAAAAGGAAACUAUUUACUUGAGACGAUCAAGUCAAUUUUUGAGCAAUCCAGCUACGAAGAGCUGAAGGAAAUUUCAGUGGUGGUUCACCUGGCAGACUUUAAUUCAUCCUGGCGUGAUGUCAUGGUCCAGGAUAUUACACAGAAAUUUGCCCACCAUAUUAUUGCAGGAAGAUUAAUAGUUAUACAUGCUCCAGAGGAAUAUUACCCAAUCCUGGAUGGCCUUAAGAGAAAUUACAAUGAUCCAGAAGACAGAGUCAGAUUUCGUUCUAAGCAAAAUGUAGAUUAUGCUUUUCUGCUUAAUUUUUGUGCCAAUACUUCAGACUAUUAUGUAAUGCUUGAAGAUGAUGUUCGAUGUUCAAAAAAUUUCUUAACUGCCAUCAAGAAAGUCAUUACAUCCCUAGAAGGAACCUACUGGGUAACUCUGGAGUUCUCUAAGCUUGGCUACAUCGGAAAACUUUAUCAUUCUCAUGAUCUCCCACGUUUGGCACACUUUUUAUUAAUGUUUUAUCAAGAAAUGCCUUGUGAUUGGCUAUUGACUCAUUUUCGGGGUCUUUUAGCUCAGAAAAAUGUGAUCCGUUUUAAACCAUCUCUCUUUCAGCACAUGGGUUAUUAUUCAUCAUAUAAAGGGACUGAGAAUAAGCUGAAGGAUGAUGAUUUUGAAGAAGAGUCAUUUGACAUCCCUGAUAACCCUCCUGCAAAUCUCUACACCAAUAUGAAUGUUUUCGAAAAUUAUGAAGCAAGCAAGGCUUAUAGUAGUGUUGAUGAGUACUUUUGGGGGAAACCACCUUCAGUAGGAGAUGUCUUUGUGAUUAUAUUUGAGAAUCCAAUUUUAAUUAAAAAAAUUAAAGUGAGUACUGGAACAGAAGAUCGGCAAAAUGACAUUUUACAGCAUGGAGCCCUAGAUGUUGGAGAAAAUGUUGUAGAUUUCAAACAAAGUAGACACUGUGUUACUUACCUAAGACUAGGGGAAUUCAAGAAUGGAAACUUUGAAAUGUCAGAGGUGAAUCAAAAAAUUCCAUUUGACAUAAAUUGUAUAAGGAUAUAUGUUACCAAAACACAAAAAGAAUGGCUGAUUAUUAGGAGCAUUAGCAUUUGGACUUUUUAACCAAUUAAAUCGAUAUGUCCAGCUAUCGAAGCAGGCUUUCCUGUUCCUUUUUUGCUACCUUCCCUUUUGCUAUUGUUUGCUGGAGGGAAAGCAAUGGAUGGGAUAUUUUCAAGGAAAAGUCUAAUCAUUUUGGCAGUUUUGAUUCUCAUAUUGUCAACAUAAUUUUAUUCUAAUCCACUUGUAUUUAUUUUAACUCCUAAAGUUUAUGGUUAAUGCUACUUUUAUUUAUAUUUUUAAUGUGUUGAUGUUAGUUCCAAAAUUUUAAUUAAAUGUCAAAAAUACGACAUGAAAGAUUUAAAGUGAGAAAAUUUAGUUUGCUGGAUGGAGAGUCUUGAAAAACAGUUGCCAACUGUACGCACUUCCUCAAGAAUUAAAACAUUCAUUAUAUCAUCAGAUAGCUUUUAUUAAGCAUCUAUGUGAAUAUGCAGUUGGUUAGAAUGAUAAUCUUUUUUUUUUAUUGUAAACAUAGAUUUUCAUAGACUUCUGUACAUCUACAAUGAAUACCUCCUCAUAGAAGUGAUGUCUUUACAACAGAAUUUUGUGCAUAGGUGGAGUGAUGGAAAGAAAAAAAAAUGACUUAAAAUAUUUCUCCCCUGAUCAUUUAUACAAAAAGGGGCAUUGUUCAUUGUAUAGAAACACUUAACUGAGCACCUAUUGUUAAUAAAUUUUCUGUGGGAAGCA
Messenger RNA from Lontra canadensis (Northern American river otter), 2544 nucleotides. RefSeq names its product MGAT4 family member C (gene MGAT4C). NCBI's taxonomy places the organism in Eukaryota, Metazoa, Chordata, Mammalia, Carnivora, Mustelidae. The coding region runs from base 406 to 1863 and encodes 485 amino acids. The transcript has 6 exons. The record is from RefSeq and is a predicted model, not a curated record. Gene Ontology annotation, molecular function: acetylglucosaminyltransferase activity. Gene Ontology annotation, biological process: protein N-linked glycosylation.